CUCUGUAAAUUCCUCAAACAUCAGCGGUGAGCGCACCCCCUCAACCACCACUGGCACUUCCUUUUUUUCACUCCACCACGCUCUCCUCCAAUCUCCAGCGAAAACCCACACGCUCUCAUCACCCUCUACUCCCCCAAGGAUUCCCCCAAAAGCCCCCCAAAAUUGGCCCAGAUCCGAAACCCUAACCCUGAAAAUGGAGGAGGCUCUCGAGAUGGCGCGAGCCAAGGACACAAAAGAGCGAAUGGCCGGCGUCGAGCGCCUCCACCAGCACCUCGAGUCCUCGACCAAAACCCUCUCGUCGUCGGAGGUCACCUCCCUCGUCGAUUGCUGCACGGAUCUGAUGAAGGACAACAAUUUUAGGGUUUCGCAGGGCGCGCUGCAAGCGCUGUCGUCUGCCGCUGUUCUCUCGGGCGAGCACCUGAAGCUUCAUUUCAACGGGUUGGUGCCGGCGAUCGUUGAGAGGUUGGGCGAUGGGAAGCAGCCGGUUCGGGAUGCGGCUAGGCAGUUGUUGAUCACGUUGAUGGAGGUCUCGUCACCCACCAUCAUUGUGGAGAGAGCUGGAAGUUACGCCUGGUCUCAUAAGAGUUGGAGAGUACGUGAAGAGUUUGCCAGGACGGUUGCAGCAGCAGUCGGUCUUUUUGCUUCUACUGAGCUCACUCUCCAAAGAGUUCUUCUUCCUCCUGUUUUGCAACUAUUAAAUGACUCAAACUAUAGUGUUAGAGAAGCUGCUACUUUCUGCAUUGAGGAGAUGUAUAGGCAGGUUGGUUCUCAAUUUCGCGAAGAACUGCAGCGGCAACAUUUUCCUUCAUCAAUGAUGAAAGAGAUUAACGCAAGACUAGAAAAGAUAGAGCCCAAAGUAAACCCAUCAGAUGGUGCUGGGACGCUGACUCGCUUUGUACCUGUAGAAACAAAAUCGUAUACUCCUGCACAUAGAAAGGGAAGCCCAAGGGCUAAGAGCACUCCAAGAGAAACAUCAUUCUAUGGAGCUGCAGGGGAGGCUGACGUUACUGAAAAGCCUGUGGAUCCGAUAAAGGUCUACUCUGAAAAAGAGUUGAUUCGAGAAUUCGAGAAGAUAGCAUCUACUCUAAUACCAGAGAAAGAUUGGUCAUUCCGUAUAACUGCCAUGCAAAGAAUUGAAGGACUGGUUUUUGGAGGCGCUGCCGACUACCCGUCAUUUCCAAUGCUCUUAAAGCAGCUUGUUUCUCCUCUGAGUACUCAACUAUUGGAUCGACGGUCUAGCGUAGUAAAACAGGCCUGUCAUCUGCUAAACCUACUAUCUAAGGAACUUUUGGGAGACUUUGAGGCUUGCGCAGAGUUGUUCAUACCGGUGUUAUUUAAACUUGUAGUGAUAACUGUCCUUGUUAUUGCUGAGUCUGCUGACAAUUGCAUAAAGACGAUGUUGCGGAACUGUAAGGUUGCUCGUGUUCUUCCUCGGAUAGCUGAUUCUGCAAAGAAUGACAGGAGUGCGGUUCUUCGUGCCAGGUGCUGUGAAUAUGCAUUACUGAUACUCGAAUACUGGGCUGAUGCUCCUGAAAUACAGAGAUCAGCGGAGCUUUAUGAAGAUCUCAUAAAGUGUUGUGUUGCAGAUGCAAUGGGUGAGGUGCGCUCAACUGCUCGAAUAUGCUAUCGGAUGUUCACUAAAACUUGGCCAGAGCGAUCUCGUCGCCUUUUUUUAUCCUUUGAUCCUGUCAUACAAAGGAUAAUAAAUGAUGAAGACGGAGGCUUGCACAAAAGAUAUGCUUCCCCCUCACUUCGCGAAAGAGGAGCACAGCUUUCACGUGCUCCUUCUCAUGCCCCUACAUCAAAUAUUCCUGGAUACAGUACUUCUGCCAUUAUUGCAAUGGACAGGAGUUCAACUGUUGCACCCUCUUUAUCUUCAGGUUCUCUUCUUUCAUCACAGCUAAAGCCACCUGGGAAUUCUUCGGAGAGAAGUCUUGAGAGCAUGCUGCACUCCAGCAAGCAAAAAGUUUCUGCCAUUGAAAGUUUACUGAGAGGCAUUAACAUAUCUGAUAAAUCAAAGUCUUCAAUUACACACUCAACCAGCUUGGAUCUAGGAGUUGACCCUCCAUCGGCCCGUGAUCCACCAUUUCCUACUGCAGUUUCUGGUUCAAAUAAUCUCCUUUCAAGGAAUUCAGUCGAUUCAGCUGUUGGUGAUAUCACAAAAGGCAGCAGCACAAGGAAUGGAGGUUCAAAUUUGACUGAUCUCAUUGGUUUUCAGAGCUCAAGAGAUUCAACUAAGUCAUCCUACCAAAGCAAACUGUCCUCUGAUUCUCUGUCUUCAUUGUCAUUGGCCACGGCUAGAAGAUCUGGAAGAUCGCUAGAUGGAAAUUUUGAAGACAAUACUGAUAUCAGAUCAACGAAGCGUUACACAAAUGUGCAUAUGGAGAAACAAUUCUUUGAUGCACAUUACAAGGAUUCUGGCUUUAGGGAUUCACAUAAUCAUUAUGUUCCUAAUUUUCAGAGGCCACUUCUUAGAAAGCAGGUUACUGGAAGGGUUUCUGCAAGUGGCAGAAAUAGUUUUGAUGAGAGUCAGACCUCAAUGGCUGAAAUGUCUAAUUUUGCUGAGGGCCCUGCAUCUCUUGGUGAUGCCCUUACUGAGGGUUUGAGUUCCAACUCAGAUUGGGUUGCUAGAGUUUCUGCUUUUAAUUAUCUUCGAAAUUUGCUACAGCAAGGACCGAGAGGGGUUCAAGAAGUUACACAGAAUUUUGAGAAGGUCAUGAAGUUGUUCUUUCGACAUUUGGAUGAUCCCCACCAUAAAGUUGCACAAGCAGCUCUUUCAACACUUUCAGAGAUUAUUCCGGCGUGUAGAAAGCCAUUUGAAAGUUAUCUUGAAAGAAUUCUACCAUAUGUUUUUUCUCGAUUGAUUGACCCAAAGGAAUUAGUUAGGCAGCCAUGCUCAACAACUCUGGACAUUGUUGGUAGAACAUACAGCACUGAUUCUUUGUUGCCUGCUCUUUUGCGGUCUCUUGAUGAACAGAGGUCCCCAAAGGCAAAAUUAGCUGUUAUUGACUUCGCAAAUAACUCCUUCAACAAACAUGCAGCAAAUUCUGAUAGUUAUAAUAAUAGUGGGUUUCUCAAGCUAUGGCUUGCUAAAUUGGCACCUUUAGUAAAUGAUAAAAAUACAAAGCUCAAGGAAGCAUCUAUUUCAGGAAUCAUAUCUGUUUACACGCAUUUUGAUUCAACAGCGGUGUUGAACUUUAUUCUUAGUUUGUCAGUUCAAGAACAGAACUCAUUGCGGCGAGCGCUUAAACAGUAUACCCCUCGUAUAGAAGUUGACCUGAUGAACUAUUUACAGACUAAGAAAGAACGUCAACGUUCCAAAUCUUUUUAUGACCAGUCUGAUGUCAUUGGAACUUCUUUUGAGGAAGGCUAUAUAGGAACAUCUAGAAAAAGUCAGCUUUUUGGCAGGUACUCAGCAGGAUCAGUUGAUAGUGAAAGUGGAAGAAAGUGGAGUUCCAUGCAGGAAUCAACUCAGAUUGAUGCUUCAGUUGGUCAGGGAAUAUCUGAUGAAACUCGACACCCUCAUCGAAACAUUGAACCUGACUCUGAUACAGAGCUUCUAGGUCAAAAGAGCAGGGAAAUGAAAUUCAAUGCCAAUCGCCAAGUAGACCGUAGUGAGGCAUGGACAACUUCCAUCGACAAAGCAGAUCAAGGUGCUGAACAUGAGAGUUCAUUGGGAACUCCACGACUAGAUAUUAAUAAACUUUUGAGUCAUGAUGGGCCCAUGGUUAGCGGGUUGACUUCUAGUAAUGACAUUAUUCAAGAUAGGGAGCCUAUAGAUGAGAAGCUUAGUCCUGCAAAGGGCAAUUCUCAUGUUGAUAACAGUCCAAGCAUCCCCCAGAUCCUACACCGGAUUUGCAGCAGUGGUGAUGAUACAUCAGCUUUGAAUAAACGGGAAGCAUUGCAACAGUUGGUUGAAGCUUCGAUGGUUAACGAUAGUACUGUAUGGACCAAGUACUUCAACCAAAUCUUAACAGCAGUACUUGAGGUGUUGGAUGACCCUGAUUCGUCUACCAGGGAGCUCGCUCUUUCUUUGAUAGUUGAGAUGCUCAACAAUCAGAAAGAGUCAAUGGAAGAUUCAAUGGAGAUCGUUACCGAAAAGUUAUUACAUGCAGCUAAAGACGGAGUUGCAAAGGUCUCAAAUGAAGCACAUAAAUGUUUGACUAUUCUUCUAGCUCAGUACGACCCAUUUCGAUGUCUUACUGUUAUUGUUCCUUUAUUGGUUAGUGAUGAUGAGAAGACCCUUGUUAUUUGCACCAACUGUUUGACCAAGCUUGUUGGUCGGCUUUCACAGGAGGAAUUGAUGACACAAUUGCCUUCAUUUCUGCCUGCACUUUUUGAUGCUUUUGGGAACCAGAGUCCGGAUGUUCGUAAGACGGUGGUGUUUUGUUUGGUGGACAUAUACAUCAUGCUUGGAAAGGCAUUUCUUCCUUAUUUGGAAGGGCUUAGCAGUACUCAGCUGAGAUUGGUAACUAUUUAUGCUAACAGGAUUUCUCAGGCAAGAUCUGGCACGACGAUCGACGCUAACCAUUGACGAGUGUGCAUCCUCUCAUUUUUCUUUUUUGUUUGGUGGGUGAGUAUUUGGGCAUUUCUGUUGUUUAUUCAAUUAUUGUGUAUUUGUAUAGUGUAAAAUGUGUCCCAUUUGGCUUUUUACAAGUUUGUGGUUUUUUGUGGCGACGAGGAUGUGGCUGAGUGUAAAAUUCAUGGUGAGACUUGGGUGUUUUUGUAAUGGAUAGGGAGUUCUAGAAAUGUUCUCCCAUUUAGUAGAGUUCCAUAUAUCAGUAUUUGGUACAACUUAUCUAUUUGUUGUAGCAGACCUCGUGUACAUAUUGGUUUUAUUUGUGAUGAAUUUGUCAAAUGUUUCUUCAA
Asparagus officinalis (garden asparagus) is the source of this 4869-nucleotide messenger RNA. RefSeq names its product CLIP-associated protein. Gene Ontology annotation, cellular component: cytoplasmic microtubule. Gene Ontology annotation, biological process: microtubule cytoskeleton organization. The record is from RefSeq and is a predicted model, not a curated record. The transcript has 21 exons. Gene Ontology annotation, molecular function: microtubule binding. The coding region runs from base 194 to 4534 and encodes 1446 amino acids. NCBI's taxonomy places the organism in Eukaryota, Viridiplantae, Streptophyta, Magnoliopsida, Asparagales, Asparagaceae.